This is a messenger RNA of Brassica napus (rape), 564 nucleotides long. RefSeq names its product ribulose bisphosphate carboxylase/oxygenase activase, chloroplastic-like. Bases 1 to 549 code for a protein of 182 amino acids. Gene Ontology annotation, molecular function: ribulose-1,5-bisphosphate carboxylase/oxygenase activator activity. Lineage: Eukaryota; Viridiplantae; Streptophyta; Magnoliopsida; Brassicales; Brassicaceae. The transcript has 2 exons. Gene Ontology annotation, cellular component: thylakoid; chloroplast stroma. The record is from RefSeq and is a predicted model, not a curated record.
AUGGCUUGCUCAGCAAUAGAUCCAUCUUCUUUGUACUCUUCCCGUAUUUUCCUGCCACUACGAUUGCGUGUCCCCAUCAUCGUCACCGGUAACGAUUUCUCCACCCUCUACACCCUCUACGCUCCUCUCAUCCUUGAUGGACGUAUGGAGAAGUUCUACUGGGCCCCGACCCGUGAGGACCGUAUCGGUGUUUGCAAGGGUAUCUUCAGGACCGACAAGAUCAAGGAUGAAGACAUUGUCACGCUUGUUGACCAGUUCCCUGGCCAAUCCAUCGGUAAUAAAAAAAAUAUUAGUACCUUUAUGUUUGUUGGUGCAUUGAGGGCGAGAGUGUACGAUGAUGAGGUGAGGAAGUUCGUUGAGGGACUAGGAGUGGAGAAGAUAAGCAAGAGGCUGGUGAACUCGAGGGAAGGUCCUCCAGUGUUCGAGCAGCCGGAGAUGACUCUUGAGAAGCUUAUGGAGUAUGGUAACAUGCUUGUGAUGGAGAAAGAGAACGUCAAGAGAGUACGUCAAGAGAGUCCAGCUUCACUGUGUAACUUGCGUUGCAGGUAAAAGUGCACAGUAAGU